This is a messenger RNA of Hydractinia symbiolongicarpus, 2351 nucleotides long. RefSeq lists its product as uncharacterized. NCBI's taxonomy places the organism in Eukaryota, Metazoa, Cnidaria, Hydrozoa, Anthoathecata, Hydractiniidae. Bases 207 to 2132 code for a protein of 641 amino acids. Gene Ontology annotation, biological process: snRNA transcription by RNA polymerase III; snRNA transcription by RNA polymerase II; positive regulation of transcription by RNA polymerase III. Gene Ontology annotation, cellular component: transcription elongation factor complex. The transcript has 8 exons. The record is from RefSeq and is a predicted model, not a curated record.
AAAUAACUUGGAAACGGGUGGAAAUAACUGACGUCAUCUCCUGUGUGGGUAACUAGGGACUACCCGGGACCAAUUUAGGUAAGUUUUCCAAAUCUGGGUCCCUGAAUCCGUUUCGGAAUGGACGGGUUGAUGACGUUGAUAAAGCUAGUUUUAUAAUAAUACAAUAGCUGCCUUUGACAUAGUAAAACUACUAAAAACGAAAAAAUAUGGAGGAAAAAGAAGAAGAUGGUACUUGUCGAAUGAAAAAAAUUGACUGGGACCAAACAUGCUAUGUGCCGAAGCCUCAUCUUAUAACAGAGGAAAGCUUUAACAGACAUGCUAAAACGUUAUCAUAUAGAGAUUAUUUUCUUUUGUUUACAUCAAAAUCGGCUGUAGAUGAAAAAGAAGAAGAUGAAGAUGUGACAAAUAAGAACAACGAUAGAGACUCGGAAGAUUUUAAGAUUCAAAACUCUAGAAGGAGUGAUAUUUUUGAAACGGUUAGCAAAGAGCAAGUACAUUUUAAGAAUGCAACAACCUACCAUAUAUUAUCACAAAUGCCAAGCUCAAAAAUUUCAAAUUCUGACCGUGUGUUCUACCAUUGGUAUAUGAAGAAUACAAGUGAAGGAAAGAAGGUAGCAUUGCGACAUGAAAAUCAGGUCAAAUUCAAGGAUUUGAUUGGUCGCAUACAGUUAGAACAAAACGAGUAUCAGAAGUUUCUUCACCAUGCUUCUCAAAUAAGCCUGAAUGAGUACAUUUAUGUCAAGCCUGUAGUUAAAAAGGAGAUUUUGGAUAACAUUCAAUCGUUAAUUACGAAAGAAUUAGAGAAUCACGAGGCUUCAUAUUCGCUGCUACAAACUGUUAACUUUGACGUCAAUUUGUUAAAAGAAACAAAAGCGACAUUUAGCUUUGUUCGAAAUGUGCGCCCACAGACCAAACGACCGCUGCUUAAUCUACCAAAAUUGGGUACACCAAUUAUACCAACAAUGAAUACAUAUAUCGAAAAAGAAAGUAUAAAAAAGCAAGUACACAUAUCAGACGAAAAAAUCGAAGAAUUUUGUUUCGUAGAGGACGCGGCUGUUUAUAUGACUGGUUCUGCUCUUUUGGCGAUCAUGGAAAGUUUUAUUGAUACGACGCGUGAGUGGCUGAUACCUUUUCAAGUUAAAGAACUAACACAAGAGGUUUCGAAUGCACGGAAAGUCAUAAAACUAUGCGAUCCUCUUCCUAGUCGGCAUAUCAGCACAAGAGAUAUUAAUUACAUGUUCUAUAAACAGCAAGUUCAAACUCAAUUCGGCGCUUCAUCAAAAACCAUCAAUGAAAACGUGACUUUAGUGCAGGACGAACCAGUUGAAGGCUGUUCAAAUAAACCGGCAGACGAUGGCGAUUCCUGUAUCAACUUGUUGCAGUGUGGUGAUACAAAAAUUUUAAUAGAAACCAAUGUUGACUGCUACGACAGCAAAUCAAAACAAAGUUACCAAGUAAAUCCUAAAAUCGAAUAUCAGCCAUCUAUUGGAUUUGAACAGUUUGCUUUGCUUGAUUUAUGCAGAGCUUGGUGGGGUAGUAUGAUAGCUAACACGGAUUGUGUGUUGUGUCCGCGCAUUGAUGUGAGAAAUGAUUGCAUCUUGCGCGUAGAUGUAUAUUCUCGUGACGUUUUAUGUGGACCAGGUUGUCCGUACAACCCACAGUUCUUUUUCAAUCAUCUUAAACAUUUAUUGUCAGUUUUAACGAACUUAAACACUCUUGGUAAUUUUUUGAUGGAACAUGCUCCAGGAAAGAAUUCAUUUUUCUUGUUUCGCGAAAAGUUAAACGGCUUUGCAUCUCUUUCUUCUAAGUAUAAAGACUUGGUAAAUAAAAAGAAAGAUAUAAUUCUCGAGCCUGUGUCACCAUGGUUACCGAUUGAUACCAAUAUUUUACCGAACCACUACAAUCAACGUAGAGAGAUACCAUGGAUAUUUCCGGAGUCAAAGAGCGUCAAAUUUCGUGGCGGAAGAAAUAAAAGUACGCCUCGUAAAGGGAAAAAGAGGAAGACGAAUCAUGUAGAAUCUAAUUUUCAAACAGACGAAGCAUCCAUUCCUGAUAUGCGUAUUUCGACAGUCAUCGAUGAGAAGAAAAUUAAACACUAUGGUGGAGAUCUACAAGAUAUGGAUCUCUUUUAAAAUUUUAAAGUUUUUUAUAGUCGCUUGGAACAAACCUUGUUAGGCAAGUGUGAUUUGGGCACUCCAUAACACGCGCCAAAAAGCUGUGUGUUUUGUCACUGCUUUCAGUGAAUUUAACGAGAUUUUCUUUUUGUUUUAUUGAUUUUUUGAGAAUUAAUAAUUAAUUUUUAUAAUGUACAGUUUUCUGUGUUUUAUUUAAUAAACCGAAGUUGCGAUAAA